Molecule: messenger RNA, 2756 nt
Organism: Phialemonium atrogriseum
Lineage: Eukaryota; Fungi; Ascomycota; Sordariomycetes; Cephalothecales; Cephalothecaceae
Exons: 4
Coding region: 485-2578 (697 amino acids)
Biological process (GO): autophagy of mitochondrion; protein modification by small protein conjugation; piecemeal microautophagy of the nucleus
Cellular component (GO): phagophore assembly site; cytoplasm
Molecular function (GO): Atg12 activating enzyme activity; Atg8 activating enzyme activity
Source: RefSeq, a predicted model, not a curated record
GGAGGGGUAAUGGAAGCUCCCCCAACCUGUGGGAGCUCCUGGUCCGGUGAUUGCUCGUAAUCGCCAGUCUUGAACUACAUACACCUCAUCUGACUUGUGUGACUCGACUCAAUGAUGAACUCCGCGAUGGCACAGAGCAGCUGACCAACACUUGAACUUCGCUUCAUUUCUCUGGCUUUUGCUGCAGCAUCCUUAUCCUUAAUCAUAUCAACCGUUUAACCGUGACAUCUUCGUCAUCGGCGCUUCACCUUGGAACCAUUCAACACUCCCUCUCACUUCCUCUGUCCCACAUACAGCUACAACUAGGUAUCGGCCGAGGCACUCCAAGAGUUCGGUGCCUACCAAGGCUGUGGUCACCUCCAACGACUUACCUUGCACUUCUCCCAAACAAAGGCCACCGCCGCCUUUUGAAUCCCCAAAGGACGGCGAACAAUAGUGACAACCUGCCAAGACACUGAAAAUCAACGGCAGCGACAUUCUCAUCAUGGAUCUCAGAUUUGCAACCUUCAUAUCGGAGAUUGAACUCCCAUUCUACUCGGCUCUUUUCUCCUCCAAGCUUGACCAUGACAAGCUCAAUGACUCUACCCGUCCGGUCCUGGGCUUGUACGAGCCGAGGGUACAUGCUGAUCCAGCUUCAAGCACGAAAAUGCAGAUCCUCGGUAAUUCACUAACCAGCAACCAUGUGCCAUUGGGGCUCUGUCGUGCCGAAGGCAUGAUCAAGAACGUGAAUACCCUCGAGGACUUCAAGAACACAGACAAGAAUGCCAUGCUUAAGAAUGCUGCCCAGCAGAUUUGGGAUGCCAUCAACGACGGAACCAUCUAUUCAAUCCCGUCGCUCCUCUCAUCCUUCACCAUCUUAUCCUUCGCCGACCUUAAGAAAUACCGGUUCACCUACUGGUUCGGCUUUCCUGCGCUGCACUCCGACCCCUUGUGGAAACGGACAGGCCCAGUCACACACUUGGAUUCACAAGAGAGCACAGCCUUGGUCGAGCGCUUGGGCACCUGGCGAUACAUGGUGGACAGCAGGGAGCAUGGCUUCUUCUUGGCCAAGAAAGUCCGUGGAGAAAACACUGGGUAUAAGUCGCCCUUGGAGGAUUCCACCAGUGACAUUGGCUAUAGAUGGGAAGUCGGCUCCCUGCGUGAUUUUGAGACUGGCUUCUUUGAAGGCACCGCCGAAGGGGACAGAUACGUUGCCUUUGUCGACUCCUCCAACUACGCUGAAUAUCCCUCAUGGCCACUCCGAAACUUGCUGGUCCUGGUCCGGCAGAGAUACCACCUGACAAAUGUCCAGAUCCUCUGCUACCGCGACGUCCAGCCGAGAAGACACGAAGCACGGAGUGUCAUACUUCCACUUGCUAUGGGCAACGUGGAUCAGAUUGAGACUACCGUGAUGCCCAAAGUGACGGGCUGGGAGCGGAAUCUAAAUGGUGAGCUCCGGGCGAGGGUUGCAAACCUGUCUGAGUAUAUGGACCCAGCUCGUUUGGCAGAUCAAGCCGUCGACCUCAACCUCAAGCUCAUGAAGUGGCGCAUCUCGCCAAACCUGGAUCUCGACGCCAUCAAAAACACAAAGUGCCUACUCCUUGGUGCUGGAACUCUUGGCAGCUACGUCUCAAGAAAUCUUAUGGGAUGGGGAGUGCGGAAGAUCACCUUUGUCGAUUAUGGCUCGGUUUCGUUUUCGAACCCGGUCAGGCAACCGCUUUUCGGGUUUCAGGACUGCCUCAACGGAGGGAAACCCAAGGCCCUCCGUGCAGCAGAAGCAUUGAAGGAGAUCUAUCCCGGUGUCGAGGCCGAGGGCCACGUCAUUACGGUUCCAAUGCUUGGCCAUCCAAUCACGGACAAGGCGAAGGCCAAGUCAGAUUUCAAGAAGCUGCAGCAGCUGGUUGAUAGCCACGAUGCUAUCUUCCUCCUCAUGGACUCGAGGGAGUCACGCUGGCUCCCCUCGGUGAUGGGCAAGGCAACCGGGAAGAUCGUCAUGAAUGCUGCACUUGGAUUCGAUACGUACGUUGUCAUGCGGCACGGCGCAGCCCCAGAUGACGGCACAGAGGAAACACUGGGAUGCUAUUUCUGCAAUGACGUGGUCGUGGCAGCAGACUCGAUGAAAGAUCAGACUCUUGAUCAGCAGUGCACCGUCACACGGCCCGGAGUUGCAGCAAUUGCCUCAGCCCUGCUCGUCGAACUUCUUGCCAGCAUCCUACAGCAUCCAAAGAAACAUCACGCGCCCGGUCCUGUGCCCCGUAAUGCCACCUCAUCUGCUACUCCCACGUACGAGUUCGACCCGCCAGACCAUGCUCUAGGCAUCGUGCCGCACCAGAUCCGCGGGUUCUUGAACACGUUUCAGAACAUGGUCAUCCACGGCAGGUCGUUCCCGCAAUGCAGCGCCUGCAGCACGCCCGUCGUGCAAGCCUACAAGGCCGGCGGCUGGGAGUUCGUCAGGAAGGCAUUGGAGGAACGAGAGUACGUUGCCGAGCUCUCCGGCCUUGCCGACGUGCAGAGGCGGGCCGAGGCAGCGGCCCAAGAUGUGGACUGGAGCGAUGAUGAAGGCGACGUCGAGGAGGAUGGAGAAGGCGUCAUGGUCUAGGAGACUGUGAUGCUGCAUGAGUGCAUCCCUCCCGAGUGACAGGCAUUUGAUGCCGGAGCCGUGACUACUUUCCCGGCAUGGCUUCUUUCGUCGUUGUUCCUCCUAUUCUUUUCAUGGCCUUUCAGGUGGUACUUAUCCCGCCGUCUGGUCCGUUCUUAUCCCGCCGUCUGGUCCGUUC